GAGUUCGAGCUGUGAGAGCCCACCUGACUCAUUACAAACGGAGAUUUCCCCCAAAGCAAAACAAAUUUGAGAAACGCAGCUGUUCUCUAUCAUGUACAAACUUGAAGGGCCACGAAGAGGAAGAUCUUUCGACUCGAUGAAUAUUGGCUUUGAUGAAAAAUUUCUAAACAAUGAGAUUAACAAAUCUACCUUUUCAAAAAUUGAAGAAAACUGUGAAAAGAAGAAUACAUCAGAAAAGGGAAGAGCAACAAUAAUCUUCUCCUUGAAGAACGAAGUUGGAGGACUAGUCAAGGCACUUAAACUUUUCCAAGAAAACCAUGUCAACCUUGUCCACAUAGAGUCCAGAAAAUCAAAGAGACAAAACUCGGAAUUUGAAAUCUUUGUUGACUGUGACAGCAAUAGCGGACAACUGAACGAAAUCAUUCAGUUACUUCGAAACCAUGUAAAUGUGGUUGAUAUGGAGCCUCCUGAUAACUCCUGUUUGCAUGAAGAGGGAACAUAUGAUGUACCCUGGUUUCCAAAGAAAAUUUCAGAUUUGGACAAAUGUGCAAAUCGGGUCCUAAUGUAUGGAUCAGAGUUGGAUGCAGACCAUCCAGGUUUCAAGGACAAUGUUUACAGGAAGAGGAGAAAAUUCUUUGCUGAUCUCGCCAUGUCCUACAAACAUGGGGAUCCCAUUCCAUCUAUUGAAUUCACAGAAGAAGAGGUUAAGACUUGGGGGGUUGUGUACAGGGAGUUAAACAAGUUGUACCCCACUCACGCCUGUAGAGAAUAUUUAAAGAAUCUGCCACUCCUGUCCAAAUACUGUGAAUGUCGAGAAGACAACAUCCCUCAGCUGGAGGACGUGUCACGGUUUCUGAAAGAGCGCACAGGAUUCACUAUCAGGCCUGUAGCCGGUUACCUAUCCCCUCGAGACUUCCUUGCGGGUUUAGCUUUCCGUGUUUUUCAUUGUACUCAGUAUGUGCGCCACAGUUCAGACCCUUUAUACACUCCUGAACCGGACACAUGCCAUGAGUUGCUGGGUCAUGUUCCCCUGCUGGCUGAGCCCAGCUUUGCUCAGUUUUCUCAGGAGAUUGGCCUUGCUUCUUUGGGAGCAUCAGAUGAAUCAGUUCAGAAACUGGCCACUUGUUAUUUCUUCACGGUGGAGUUUGGCCUAUGCAAACAAGAGGGACAGCUGCGAGCCUAUGGAGCAGGUCUACUGUCAUCCAUCAGUGAGCUUAAGCAUGCACUCUCUGGUAAUGCAAGGAUAAUACCCUUUGAUCCCAAAAUUACAUGCAAUCAAGAAUGCAUUAUCACAACAUUUCAGGAUGUCUACUUUGUGUCAAACAGUUUUGAAGAGGCCAAAGUCAAGAUGAGGGAAUUUGCCAAGACUAUUAAGCGCCCAUUCUCUGUGCGAUAUAAUCCCUAUACCCAGAGUGUGGAUGUGCUCAAGGACACCACCAGUAUCAACAGUGUGGUGGAGGAGCUUCGGCAUGAGCUUGACAUUGUUGGAGAUGCUCUGAACCGACUCAACAAACAGCUUGGUGUCUGACCUCUGUUGAAAAUAAAGGUUUCUUUUAUGUCCAAACACACUCCAGUGUAGAAACUGCAUGUCCAUUUCCCUUUGUCAUUACACUUGAUGUGCUCUGCUUUGAGUAAUAAAACUUAGCUUAGCUACAAACCUUAACAGCAAUGUAACCCUGAAUCUGUAAUUUUGCUCUCACUGCUGUUUUGAAAUGUGGUCAUUGACUCUAUUCCAGUUUCCUAUUACAAAGAUUACUGUUCUAUACAGUAUGAUAUAUUUUUGCAGUUGGUGUUGCUAUAUGAGUAGGCUAUAUUAAUUGUUCCUGUUCCUUUGAUGUAUGCAUUUUGUUGCUUUUGGUGUGCAACUGUAUAAUUUAAACAACAGCACAUGUAUACAAUGGUUAAAGGGAGGGUAUGUAAAAUUUGUAUUUAAAAUUUGAUAAAUAUGACACUAUCUGUGUCCACACAUAGCCUACAUGUUCUAAUCAGAUGGAUGCUGCUUUUACUGAUAACAGUUGUAAUGUUGAUUUAUUCUUGAUUACAAAAAGAUCAGACAUGAUGGCCAAGUUGUUGAGAUUGUAAUUUUCUGUUUUGAUUCUCAAUAUGUUCCUGUCAGAAAGCUACGUAAACCCCAACCUCUGCAACUCAGAGAGUGAUUCUGGGGAAUUCAUAUGGGACAUGGCUUAAACGUAGCCCAUACUGAGAAUGAGAAAAAUUGCUUUGUGUUUCCCAAAUAUGCAGGUUAAAACACUGGCAAUCCAGGUUCAGUUGUGAUUGUAGUUAAUGUUUUUGUUUUUUUUGUUUUUUAACCAAUAAGGACGCAGGGUACAUACCCUCCUUUUUCAGUAGUUUAUAGUUCAUACAUGGAAGUACGCGUACAAUGAAAAUAUUUUUUUACUGUAUAAAUGUCAACAUUAGAUUUUGAUUUAAUAUAAUAUAUGAAUUGAUGUCUUCACUGUGCGACUUUCAUCUUGAAAUAAAAUUAAUUUGGAUAUCA
This is a messenger RNA of Periophthalmus magnuspinnatus, 2497 nucleotides long. RefSeq names its product tryptophan hydroxylase 1 (tryptophan 5-monooxygenase) a (gene tph1a). Bases 92 to 1528 code for a protein of 478 amino acids. The transcript is spliced from 11 exons. Gene Ontology annotation, molecular function: tryptophan 5-monooxygenase activity; iron ion binding. NCBI's taxonomy places the organism in Eukaryota, Metazoa, Chordata, Actinopteri, Gobiiformes, Gobiidae. Gene Ontology annotation, cellular component: neuron projection. Gene Ontology annotation, biological process: aromatic amino acid metabolic process; serotonin biosynthetic process. The record is from RefSeq and is a predicted model, not a curated record.